Molecule: messenger RNA, 5566 nt
Organism: Nerophis ophidion (straightnose pipefish)
Lineage: Eukaryota; Metazoa; Chordata; Actinopteri; Syngnathiformes; Syngnathidae
Gene: rhpn1
Product: rhophilin, Rho GTPase binding protein 1
Exons: 16
Coding region: 248-2281 (677 amino acids)
Biological process (GO): negative regulation of stress fiber assembly; signal transduction
Molecular function (GO): protein binding
Source: RefSeq, a predicted model, not a curated record
UCAAAAAAGAUUAACGCUGAUUGGCUCCUUGCCUCAUCCCCGACCCUCCUUUGUGAGUAAAGCCUUUUAGCUGAGGUUAAAGUUAUGGAAGAAACGAGAAAGAGUGAAGAUUUACAAAUAAAUGUUUGCUUUUUUACUUGUUUUUACGUCGUGUACUAUUAGUUGUAACUUUUAUCAGCGGGUAAAAGUCGCGGGAAUAGAUGAGGACAUGUAGUAAACGUUCGUUCAUCGAUGUUGUUGCUUGACGAUGGAGGAACCUGCGACUAGAGAACUUAGCAGGUCAGAAGAUGAGUUCCAUCCAGGAGAAGACAGCAGUGGCAAUGGAAGCAUCAGAAAGAGGUGUGAUCCUCUAGUCCAGUCCCAGCGCAGUAAACUGCAGCACCGGCGAGCCGGCAUCAACCAGCAAAUAAACAAAGAGAUGCGCAUGAGAGCUGGCGCGGAAAACCUGUUCAGAGCAACAAGAAACAACAAAGUGAAAGAGACGGUGGCUCUGGAGCUCAGUUAUGUCAACUCCAACCUGCAACUGCUCAAAGAAGAACUGGAGGAUCUUAACAGCAACAUGGAGGUCUAUCAGACUGACAGUGAUACCGUCAAUGUUCCCAUGAUCCCACUGGGUUUAAAAGAAACCAAGGAAGUCGACUUCACCAUACCUAUCCAGGACUUCAUCAGCGAGCACUAUGGAGAAGACAGCUUGCUCUACCAGGAAGAAAUAAAAGAGCUUAUGGAGCUGCGACAGGCCAUGCGCACGCCUAGUCGGAACCAGACUGGCUUGGAUCUGUUGAUGGGAUAUUAUAACCAACUCUACUUCUUGGAUCAACGCUUCUUUGCCUGUCAUGGCACUCUGGGUGUGCACUUUCACUGGUACGACUCUCUGACGGGCGUGCCAUCGUGCCAGCGAGCUUUGGCUUUCGAGAAAGGAAGUGUUGUGUUCAACAUCGCUGCUUUGUACACGCAAAUUGGUGCACGGCAAGACCGUUCCACCGUGUCAGGAAUAGACCGAGCUAUCCAAGCAUUUCAGACAGCUGCAGGUACUUUUCAUUACCUGAAAGAGAACUUCUCCAACGCACCGAGCCUUGACAUGAGCGGGCCGUCGCUGUGCAUGCUGGUGCGUCUGAUGGUGGGCCAGCUGCAGGAGUGUGUGUUUGAGCGUGCUGUACUCACCACGCAGGACACACACUUCCUCUCCCUGCUGGCUCUGGCACAGGAGGCCGCACAGGUGUCGGACUGCUACCUGUCUGUGCAGCAGGCCAUGUCGCAGCCGCUGAUGAAGGACUAUGUUCCCUUUUCCUGGGCGUCCGUGGUGCACGUCAAGUCGGAACACUUCCGAGCGCUCGCACACUACUUUGCUGCCGUGGCGCUGUGUCAACAGACGUUCUCUGAAGAAGACGUGGACGCUGAAGAGGAGGCAGAAAAAGCAUUUCUCCAUUUCUACGUCAACAUACCUGCAGAAUCACCUGUACCAAUGCUUUUAAGAGAGCCGCAAAAAAGACGCAAGCUUGGUAAAGCUCACUUGCGGCUGGCGGUGAUGCGACACGAGGAGGCGCUGCGAGUCCACGGUUUGUGUAAGAUCUUAAGAAAGAUGGACAUCUUACAGGAUAUUCUAUCAGUGGCACACAAACGCUCCCUGGAAAAGUACUCAGAAAUGGACCGAGAAGACGACUUUGAUGAAACUGCUGAGGCUCCCGAGAUCCAAGCUGCAAGUGGUCUCAAACCCGACAUCAUCCCAGCCAACUUUUCUACCGUCCAAGUUAAAGACAUCUUCCGAAGAUUGGGGCCAUUGCCAGUGUUCUGUGCCCGCGUGAGCUGGGUUCCCGCUCGUCCCGUUUGCCUCCCGAGGACAGAAGGUGGAUUGGGACUGACGCUCAGAGGAGACUCCCCUGUGUUGGUGGCGGGGGUGGUCCCUGGGGGCUGCGCGGCCGAGUCAGGACUGAGGGAAGGAGACUACAUCGUGGCGGUGGAUGGACAGGACUGUAAGUGGGCCAAACACGCUGAAGUGGUGAAUAUGCUGAAGAACUGCAGCGACAGAGGGGUGGAGCUUAGCGUGAUUACCUUGCAUUCGCACGAUGCUCAGGUGGCAAAGAGAGCCUUCAUGGGGUCUCACGGCGGCGACAAAGAGAACUCCCUGCAGAGGGUUCUGGGCGUGGCUAAAGGACAGAGCUCCGCCUCCUUACUAAACUGGAACAGGAAGAAGAAAAGGGAAAGCAACGUGACGUCUAAGAGACUUGGAAGCACUUUCACUUUGUCUUUUGGGAGCCUCAGAGACACAGAAGGCAUGUAUUGACAUUUGGAAAAAAACUUUCAAAAGUAAACAAGUAUAUAAGUUGUCAUCAUUAGCACUGCUAAAGAAAAUAUUACAAAAAACUGUCAACUGGUGCACUUGCAUACUUACUUCGUCUGUAAGUGCAUAAGUGUGUUGAAUAAGCAUACUUACACUAAAGUCUUUAACUGCAUGGUAUACAGUACUCAGAAUUAGGGAUGUCCAAUAAUAUCAGACUGCCAAUAUUAUCAGCCGAUAAAUGCUUUAAAAUGUGAUAUCGGAAAUGAUCAGUUUCAAAAUUAUCAGUAUCGGUUUCAAUAAGUAAAAUGUAUGACUUUUUAAAACGUCGCUGUGUACACGGACGCAGGGAGAAGUACGGAGCGCCAAUAAACCUUAAAGCAGGGGUCUCAGACGGGACCUUCUUUUGCGGCCCCCACCUUUAUAUAACAUUUUAAUGUUAGUGCUGACUGCGAGUUUUAUAUGAAGGCCGUUGUGUUGUUUGGCUCCAAAAUGGCUCUUUCAAUGUUCUGGGUAGCCUACCCCUGCAUUAGUGGAAAAGCGGCAAAUGAGUGAAAGCGACGGAGACGUUGCCAUGGAGACGAGGGUUUUCUUACGUGCCUGGCUGCAGUCACACCGCGACACCUGUCCGUCAGUAAUAACAGUCCCCGAUAACCUGGACAUAUUCAAACCAUUAUUUGUUUUUUUUAUUGUUUAAUUUGCAUUGGCUCACUUGAUGAACACUACAUAUAUUUCUAUAUGACGCCGGAUAACACUUUUUUGCGCUCGUUAUCCCGGUACUUUCCCGGCUAUUAUCCACCCACCGCCGUGUUGUUAUAGGGAGGAAAAGCGGAGCGACACACAUUGUGGAGAUAACAUUCUCCGUGCGUGGGCCAAAUACAAAUAUAUUCAAUAACCCCAAACAUGUCUUUUUCAAAGCCUGCAGUGAAGAGAAAGGUUUGUGAGGAGAAAAUACAAUUCCAGGAAUAGUGUGAGAUGCAACAUUUCUGAGCACAGGAGCACCCCAACUUGUCUUAUUUUGUUAAGAAAUCUUUUCUCGCGGCCCAGCCUCACUCAGACUCUGCAUCCAGUGGCCCCCAGGUAAAUUGAGUUUGAGACCCCUGCCUUAAAGGCACUGCCUUAGCGUGCCGGCCCAAUCACAUGAGUUUUCACACACACAUAAGUGCAUGCAAGGCAUACUUGGUCAACAGCCAUACAGGUUACAUGGAGGGUGGCCGUAUAAACAACUUUAACACUGUUACAAAUAUGCGCCACACGGUGAACCCACACCAAACAAGAAUGACAAACACAUUUCAGGAGAACAUCCACACCGUAACACAACAUAAACCACAGAAUACCCAGAUGCCCUUGCAGCACUAACUCUUCCGGGACACUACAAUAUACACCCCCCGCAACUAAUCCUUACCUUCCCCCCAACUCAACCCCGCCCACCUCAACCUCCUCAUGCUCUCUCUGGGAGAGCAUGUCCCAAAUUCCAAGCUGCUGUUUUGAGGCAUGUUAAAAGAAAAUGCUGCACUUUGUGACUGCAAUAAUAAAUAUGGCAGUGCCAUGUUGGCAUUUUUUUCCAUAACUUGAGUUGAUUUAUUUUGGACAACCUUGUUACAUUGUUUAAUGCACCCAGUGGGGCAUCACAACAAAAUUAGCAUAAUAAUGUGUUCAUUCCACCACUCUAUAUAUCGGUAUCGGUUUAUAUCGGAAUCGGUAAUUAAGAGUUGGACAAUAUCGGAUACAGGCAAAAAAGCCAUAAUCGGACAUCUUUACUCAAAGUGGUAAAUGUCGCCAUCUUGCCUGGAAGGAAGGGGCGGGAUUAAUUAUAGUCGUUGCCGUUCACAAUUAUAAAGGAGGUAAAAAACCGAAGGUAAAUAUUGUGAUGUCAUUUCACUCACCUGAAAUUAUUCAGGAACUAAGCACACUGUACACAGUAUACUUGCGGAAGUUGUACUGACGCGAGUAGUCCAUUUGAGACACAGUUAUUGGGGCGGUAUAGCUCGGUUGCUAGAGUGUUCCAGGUUCGAUCCCCACUGCCGCUGUGUCCUUGGGCAAGACACUUUACCCACCUGCUCCCAGUGCCACCCACACUGCUUUAAAUGGAACUUAGAUAUUGGCUUCCACUAUGUAAAAGCGCUUUGAGUCACUAGAGAAAAGCGCUAUGUAAAAAUAAUUCACUUCACUUAUCAAAUUUGACAUGUAUUGAUCUUAGGGAUGGGUACUGGAUCUGGUACUAUAGUAGGCUUUGUUGGACAUGACGUCACUCAGCCAAACUCCCUCUAAAAAAUGUUGCAAUUUACAGACAGAUACAAAGCAAGUACUUGGAAGAAAACAUUUAAAUGUAAAGUAAGGCUCCACUCUACCAAAAUGUGCUAGCUUGAUGCUAGUUUACAUUGGAUUUGCCAUAGACAGGCUACAAUUAGCACGAGCGAUUUUACAUUGUGAUUUCAACACCUCCAAAUUUAGUCAUGACGACUACAACUAAAAUAGAUGCCAAAAUCAAAAAGCUGGUGUAUAAUCAGCACGAUACUUACAGUAUAACACUUUGUAGGGCACAACACCACAUUCAACUUACUAGUUGUAAUUGCAAAUGGGGCUCAAACAGGAAAUAACACCUGGACUGCACUUUUAUGAUCAGCUCUUUUUACAUGCUAAAUUCCAGCCGUCCCGUUUUAUACCGCUUGUCUCUUUUGGGGUCGCAGGGGGUGCUUAGCUGUAUUCGGGCGGAAGGCGGGGUACACCAUGGACAAGUCACCACCUCAUCACAGUACAUGUUAAAUUAAAAAAAAUCUAAUUUAAUAAACAGACAAUAUUGAUUAAUACACAAACAGUACCAAAAACUGGUACUGUUGAGUACUUGUAUCAAUCCCCAGGUACCAGGAGUUGGUACCAUAUCGGUUCAAAUGUGAAUGGUACUCAUCCCUGUGUGGUGCAUAGUAAGGAAGACAUAAUAAUAAUAAUAAUAAUAAAGUCAACAAUCUUAUUCAAUAAAUGUAAAACAGUAUGUUACGGGAACUGGAAAGCGCGAUUCAGUUUUGUUAUACUUUUUCUUUAGCAGUGUUUUUAAUGUAAUUUUGUUUAAAAAAAAAUCUUUCCACUGAACUAAUGUUUUUUUUUUUUUUUUUUACAGCCAACGAAUAAUAACUUUUAGAACAUGUUUUUUUUAACAUAAACUAAAAUGCCUAGCUUCAGUUGAAGUCAAGUCUAGUAUCAGUGCGAGGACACAAAAGCAGUGUUGUUUUUUACUGUGAACUUCAUGUUUCUUCUUCAAUGUUUUUUUUAAUAAACAUCUUUAAAAUUGUA